AUGCUUAACAUCUACUGCAACCCAAGGGACCUUUUAGAUAAGGCGCCCUACAACCCUGAAAGCAAACGCAUACUUCACGGUGUCAAUGAAGAAUGCCUAUCCCAAAUGUCCAAACUACUCAACGCGCUGGCACAGACUAUCAUGGACCUAAUUCUCUAUCGUUUAUUGUACAGGUGCGUCACCGGUAAAGUACACGCGGCUUUCCAAGCUACUCUACAGGAAGUUUUCUUUGCUGCCACAAAAGCCAAGCUGCCGUGCAUCACUGCAGCUAUCUGGGAAAGUAUGCAGCUCAAAACAACAUCUGUAAGCAUGUUACUGCAUAUUGUACCUACAGAGGGAGCCAUCAUUCAAUGGUAUGCACUCUCAGAGUCGUUCACAGCCACUGUUCGGAUGAAUCCAAAGGGUUGCAGCUGGGUCACCAUUGCUUUAGCAAAGGUCGACUGA
Linderina pennispora is the source of this 444-nucleotide messenger RNA. RefSeq lists its product as uncharacterized. The record is from RefSeq and is a predicted model, not a curated record. Lineage: Eukaryota; Fungi; Kickxellomycota; Kickxellomycetes; Kickxellales; Kickxellaceae. The transcript has a single exon. The coding region runs from base 1 to 444 and encodes 147 amino acids.